CUACUUAGCAAAUUGAUUUCAUGCAUCGUGAAACAAUCAUGCUAGUCUGCAACAAUAUUUAGUCCAAAAGGCAUUACCAGGCUAUUUGUACAAAAAUAUGUUACGAUGACGAGAUUCCUGUUACUCCUGCUCGUUUUAUUCAUUUUCGAUUCGUUGAACAUUGCAAAGGCAAAUUCAGAAGAAACAACAAAUAGUAGCGGAAAUACUAAUAAUAACGAUGAUGAUGGUGGUGAAUCAGACUCGAUACAAGUUGUUCAAAGGGACAUAGUAACAAAUACACCCAUCCUAACUGAUAAUCGUGAUGAUAUACUUGAAAAAGAUGAUGAAAAAACCGAUUCACAGCAAGAAAUGUUGAGAAAUAUUGAUACAACUGAGGCAGAUAUAAAGUACGACCAGAGUCUUGAUCAAAUUAACAAUGAUUCUACUGACGCAGUAUUGGAAAACCCACAGGAUAACAUUACAGAGUUAUCUUUGCCUAGUAACACGACUGUAGAAGUGCAAAACGACGAAAACAAUAACAAAGAAUUUAACAAUAAUAAAGUAAAUACAAAUCAAACCAAUGCAAAUGAUGAACAAAGUCAAGCAGAUGAUGUUAAUGCAGAAAGUAAUGAUUGGAGAAGUGCUGAGAAAUCUGAUGCCUCAGGAGAGAAAUUUUCAAAUGAAAGGAAUGUACCACGUGCGGAAACUAGUAUUGAAGGUGACCUUGAAGAGCUUAGCACCGAAGGAUAUCAGGAUAAGAAAGUUAGUGAAAGUUUUGAGUUACCAGAGCCAAGGCAGCCUGAAAGACGAUCACAUUUUGGUGGAAAAUUCAUGCAUGCUCAAAACUUUGCAGCGCACGAUGACCAUACGUCUAUUUUUGAACAAAGCCCUAUGAGAAGAUUCGGUGAUGUAUCAGUACCUCAAUACCGACCCGUUUUGACUAGAGGUGGAAUCGUAUUCUCCCCGUCGAUGUAUCCAAUGCAGCCAGGGACUUCACUGCUAGAGCGGUUGACGGGACGCUCCUUUUUCCCUCACAUCCCUCCUCACAUAAACCUGGGACAUGAAUAUUUUCACAAACAACCAAAACCGAAAAGUAGGAUAAUUUCAGUGCCUCGGUAUGAAGAUUCGAAAAUGAUGGAAGAUUACAAUGACUAUGGGCCAAAUACUAAUACUUACUCAUACACUCCAGUCAGGAAAGUAACGACGCAAGUGCCCCCGCAUCAAAUCGCUGCUCCAAAGAAAUUCAAUGUUUUUCAAAAACUUGCAGAGGCUUCGAAUCAUCCUGUAAAUAAUAAGCCUAUGAGAAGAUCAUUCAACGACUUUUCUAGCUCUCAAAUACAAUAUCCCGAAAAUUAUGGAUCAUAUGGACGAAGAAUGUACUAAAAUGUAAUUGAUGAAUCGUAUUUUCAAACCAGUUUAAGACUUCAAUAAAUGUUUAAUUUUAAUAACUUA
Messenger RNA from Spodoptera frugiperda (fall armyworm), 1431 nucleotides. RefSeq names its product putative mediator of RNA polymerase II transcription subunit 29. The record is from RefSeq and is a predicted model, not a curated record. The transcript is spliced from 3 exons. NCBI's taxonomy places the organism in Eukaryota, Metazoa, Arthropoda, Insecta, Lepidoptera, Noctuidae. The coding region runs from base 106 to 1362 and encodes 418 amino acids.